AUGCAACAUGCAGGUAAAUGCCUGGAUGCAAGACUGAUACAGUUACUCCAGAGCAUCGGUUCUGAAAAUACAGGAGCAGAUCCAAACACAGAAGGUGACAAAUCAGCCCAAACUGCUUCAAAUUCUGAUGAAUUUGACAAUGAUGGUCAACAAAAUGCAGGACAUGCAAGACCGAUACAGCCACUCGACAGCACCGCUUCUAAAAAUACAGGAGCAGAUCAUGUUGAUCUACAAAACUUAGGACCUAGUACUCCUGCCAAUUCCAAUGAAGCUGUCUUGAAGACUCUUAGAAAUUUGAUUAAAGUUCCCUUAGCAGAUCGCGAUUAUACAAAGCUUGGAGAGUUGUGUGUGUGGGACUUUGCAGGACACUUUGUAUUCUACACAACCCACCACACGUUCCUGACCCAUCGGGCUGUGUAUCUACUGGUCACCAGGCUUGACCAAAACAUCAACGACACUGUAAACAAUGACCAAUGCUUUAUUGACGCCACCGGCUGCAAGGAAAUGAAGAUCAAAGAUUUUGUAUCGUACUGGAUGAACUCUGUCCACCUAUACAGCGGUGCUGCUGAGCACCUGCCGCCUGUGAUACUUGUGGGAACACACCUGGACAAGGUUGAGGGAGACAUUGAAAAGAAGACAAACACAUACUUUGAGGAUCUCCGGAGGUAUCUGUUGGACAUGGAGUCACCCACUUCAAGUCACCUGAUUGACACAGACUACACUGUUUCAAAUCCUCCUGAUGAGCUGGAAAUUGGAAACCUUAGACAAAAAAUUGUUGACCUUGCAUCUAAGCAAGCAUACUGGGGAGAAAAGAUUCCAGCCAAAUGGAUAACCCUGGAAAAAGCUUUGAUGGAAAAGAAGAUUGAAGGUGUCAAUAUUAUGUCAUAUGACAAUGUUGUAGAGCUAGACAAAAGUACUGGAGUUCCCAUUGAUGACCAAGAGAAAAUAGAUCUGUUCUUGCGCUUUCAGCACGCUAAAGGAAAUAUGAUUUACUUCAAUGAAGAUUGUCUUCGGAAUUACAUAGUUCUCAAUCCACAGUGGCUGAUAGAUGCAUUCAAAUGUAUCAUCACAGCUCAGCAAUUCUGCACCAAGAACCCCGCUUUGGUAAAGCACUGGAAGGCCCUCGACAAAACUGGAAAGCUGUAUCUAGGUAUGGUGGAUGAAAUAUUUAGAAGAGAAGAAAAAUUCUGUCGACAUAAAAAGCAUAUACUGGGUCUGAUGGAACGUCUUCACAUCAUAAGCCACCACGUAGUGGACAAAGAUGAUGACAAAAGCAACACAUCAGAAGAGUUCUACUUCGUGCCAUCAUUACUAAAGGACAAAGUUACAGAGUGCGAAAUAGAAAACUAUGUCAAAGGCACAAACGGAACCCCCUACUUGUGUUACGUCUUUGAGAACAAUUUCCUGCCAACCGCUGUGUUCCAUCGUCUCAUUGCUGCCUGUCUGUCCGAAUACACAGUAGCAAAACAGGAAUCAAAAUUCCUGAUAUUCUGUGGAUGUGGGAUCUUUGAUCUGAAUGGUGGGCUGACACGUCUAGUGGUGGCUUUCUAUGACAGCGUCAUUCAAAUUGGACUGUUCAGGCUCAGUGAAGGAGGAUUUGCACCAGAAACCUCUACAUGUCUUUCGGUACGACAGUUUGUAACAGAGACCCUGGAGCGUGUUCUAGGCCGAUACGACAUGAACUUGCCAUUCACACUGAAUUUAAAGUGUGAGAAGAGUCAUCAUCUAUCUCAUGAAGGUUUGCUGUCAGUAGAUGAUGUAAUAACAGGAGGUAAAGAAGUGGCGUGUCAUGGCCAUGAGAAGGAUAACCACACCAUCACCAGACAUAGCCUCCUACAUCUUUGGUUCCCUGCUCAGGUAUCAGCUACAGACCCCAACCAGGGAGAAGUUGACGGUGGUCCCCCGAUGACAAAUGUAGCAGGGGCCUGUGCCCGUACCCAUCAGAUGGCCGUUACUGGGACAACCCUGGGAAGGGACCAAGAAACCUACCUUUGUGAUUCUGUGGGUUGGCAGUUUUACCUUGACUACUUGGCCUCCAAACUUGCUGCAGAAAUUUCAAAAAUGUCUGUUUACUUGGGUCUGGAGUCUGCAAAAUGGGAUGAAAUUAAAAUCAGGUGCAAGUCGAACCUUCAUGAAAUGUGCUUCAAUGUUCUAUGGACGUGGUAUGGAAGGAAUCUAGACAGGGAGACACGCAUGAAGCAAAUGAGCACUGCCUUAAAUGACUCGGAUCGCGCAGACCUGGCCAAGGAACUGAUGGAAGGAAAGGUGCCAGUUCCAGAAAACUACUUGUACCAUGGUGAGAUUAAAAACCCUGAUGCGAGAGUUAGCAGUAGCGAUGCCCGCAAAGUCAUAAAAUAUCUGACCUUGACUUGCCAGAGUCUGGCACGUUAUUUUGGACUAGAUGAAAACAAUAUUCAGUGUAUCUGCAUUGACAAUAAUGAUGACAUACAGGAACAGUCAUACAACACCAUAAUGGUGUGUAUCAAACAAAAGAAGCUCAAAAACCGACGGCAGCUGUGUAAUGGCCUUGCUUACCUAGAACAAUUCACAACUGUAUCAGAGCUUAACCAGAUGUGGUGACCUCGUUCGUAUUUGUGCCUUAAUUACUCAUUAGUUUGAAUGAGACGCUGACAAAUUAUGUAUUUUUGAUGUAGUUUCAUUUGAGGAAUAUAUUUUGGUGAAUUUUGAAGGGUAACACUCAACAAUAGUCUCUGAAUUUAAAUAUUCUGAUCAACAAAAGCAAGGUUCACAUAUUUACAAUUACUGCAAAGUUUAACUGAAAUUAUUCUUUAUUAUAAAUUCUUGCAACAUGUCCUAUUUCACAUUAUAUAAAAACUAACUUAGACAAAAUAGCAUUGCCUAGAGAAAGCAAGCUGAUAAGGGGAAAUAGUUUGAUCGUCCCCAUCAGUUGUCACUAUACUGUAUAGCGGUUAUAUUUCGUGGGGGACUAAUAUCCGCGAAUUCUUAACACCAGCUAAUUUAUCAAAAAUGUUAACUACUUUUACGGACCUUGUCACAUCAUGUUGAAAAUACUUAUAACCCAACGCUGUAAUGCAAGCUUAAAUGAACUGGAAUCAGAUUAUCACCGGAAAACUGGACAGUCCAUGUACAAACAACACUUACAUGUAAGUGGUCACAACAUUUUUAGCUCAGCUGGCCCGAAGGUGAGGUGAUAAGAUGAGAGUGAGGACGAUACGAGCUUAUGCCAUGGUGCGGCGUCCGUCGUCCGUCCGUCGUCAACUUUUUACUUAAAAAACUUCUUCUGAAAAAC
Messenger RNA from Mizuhopecten yessoensis (Yesso scallop), 3271 nucleotides. RefSeq lists its product as uncharacterized. Gene Ontology annotation, molecular function: protein binding. The record is from RefSeq and is a predicted model, not a curated record. The transcript is spliced from 7 exons. Gene Ontology annotation, biological process: signal transduction. Bases 1 to 2580 code for a protein of 859 amino acids. NCBI's taxonomy places the organism in Eukaryota, Metazoa, Mollusca, Bivalvia, Pectinida, Pectinidae.